Sparassis crispa is the source of this 2517-nucleotide messenger RNA. RefSeq lists its product as hypothetical. NCBI's taxonomy places the organism in Eukaryota, Fungi, Basidiomycota, Agaricomycetes, Polyporales, Sparassidaceae. Gene Ontology annotation, biological process: protein phosphorylation. The coding region runs from base 1 to 2517 and encodes 838 amino acids. Gene Ontology annotation, molecular function: protein kinase activity; ATP binding. The transcript has 5 exons. The record is from RefSeq and is a predicted model, not a curated record.
AUGUCCAAUCUCUCUUCGCCGCUCUCGCAGCGCAAUAAACCCAAGUCUCACUCAGAAACUUCCCAUUCAAGGGCACAGUCUGACACUUCAAGUUCCGAAGACAAGUACGUCGACUAUGUGGCGCGACCACUGAAAGAGAAGAACAAGAAGCAGGCAGAGCUCGCCAAGGGAUACAUCGUCGGUCCCAUGCCUAUCGCUCAGUUCCUCGACUUCUUGCCUGAAAAGAACAGGGCACGGAUGCCGAUUCCGUAUAGCGCCUUUGGCGGCCUGCCUACAGAACCUGGAGUUAAUGUAGCAUUUGAAUUGGCCAGAGUUCUCGCAGAUGUCGACCGAUGUCCUGGUUUUGAGUUUCGCUACUCGCCCGUGAGGGAACGCGACGACCGGCCCAAUAUUGUUUGUGUAUCCAAAGAAACCGAGACCAUCCACAACGGCUGUCCAUUGUACGAUGCCGAACUGUUCAUCGACGUGGAAAGCAAGAGCCAGAGAGAUUUCUUGUGCGACCCACCUGCAGGAGCCGACAGAGCCACGCACGAAUUCGUCUACAAGCCUACCAACUCCAAAGAUGAGAAGCACGAUAAGAGUCGCGAGGUGCUGGGUCGGAAUGCACGCUGGGCAGCGAAGGCGUGUUCAGAACAGUAUCGUGUCCUCGUCUUUUCUGUGUCUAUCCACGGCACGUCGGCGAGGUUGUUACGCUGGGAUAUGGGUGGAGUCGUCGUCUCCGAGUCGUUCGACUUGCGCAAGCAGCCAGAACCUUUCUGCGAGUUCUUAUGGAGAUUCGCGCAUGCCUCCACAGUUGAGCGUGGAUAUGAUCCGACCGUCGAGCCAGCGUCACAGCGUGAAGAGCGGCUAUUCAAGACCGCUGUCGCUCACCAUAUUCAACAGCAGAUGGGGUACAAAGAGGAGAUCCUCCGGGACAUAGACGAACUCUUUGACGAACAAGGUGGAGAAGCUAACGAGCUGGACAAUCGUUCUCUAGAUGGCAACGAAAUUCAUGUCGACGAAGCCGAGCAACUUGAAAAUGAAGAUGAUUUUGAUUUUGAUGAAGACGACUCCUUGGACGAGGGCGACAUAUCUCCGGAGCAAAGUCAGAUUGCUGCUGAAGAACGCCAACCCCUUUCUGAACCGGAGCUCCUGCAGAUCCAGCGCAAACAGCUCGCAGAGCAGCUUAAAACCCACUACGAAACACGGCGAGUAGCAGCCAUCAGUGUUGUUCACGAUGGAAGGGUUCAUCGCUGCAUCGUGUCGAGGCCAAUCGCUUCGAACUCCUCAAUGUCGAGGGGAAGCAUGCGUGGACACUGGGGCCUAUUCAAGGGAAAAAUUGUCUUCCUAAAGGACUCGUGGCGAGAGUGGAAGAGCAAGCCAGAGUCCGAGGGCGGCGUUCUCGAGUACCUUCAUAUGAACGGAGUGCAGAAUAUUCCUGUCUUAGAAUAUCACGGUCUCGUUCCUGAACGGCUGCCUACCGAGGCUGCCUUCGAGAGAGUCACCCGAAGUAGAAGCAUUGCGCUGGGCAAUAAUUUAGGCUACCAGUGCACGCAGUCGGAUAGAUUUCAGACCGCGAAGUGGGCAUGUAAUGGCGGUCGAGACAUUAAAGUAUCCUCGCGGCGUCAUUAUCGUCUUAUUCUGGGUACGGUUGGGUACCCUCUGCACACCAUGUCGGGUACGAAGGAGCUUCUGCAUGCCACGUAUGACGUGUUCCAAGCCAUAAAAGAUGCACACGACAAAGCUAGAAUGCUGCAUCGUGAUGUUAGCCUCGCUAAUGUCGUCCUCGUCACGGAGUCCUCUGACGGGCCUCGCCGCGGGUACCUUGUCGAUUGGGAACUGGCAGCGAUGUUGGACGCGUAUGGAGAAGCAGACAACCAACUGCCAUUAGGAACCGUGCCAUUCAUGGCGCAACGCCUGCUUGCGGAGGCCGGGAACAAGGUGCGACAAAUAAUCGCAGAUGACAUGGAGUCACUACUGUAUGUCGUGAUGUUCUGUGGCUUGCACUGGUUGCCGCACCGCAAUAUUGAGGAUGCCCAACAAGCAGACCAAGGGAUGUUCCACAACCACAUGCUUCAAGAACCCAACACGUCCCGUCCUGACCUGCCCGCGGAAUAUGUUCCGAUGGUGCAGGGGUUAGGCAAACUAAAGAACAAACAGGAUCGGUCGUAUGUUGAUCCCGUACACUUCGAACAACCUUUCCAACAGUGGCUGGAGAUGGCCAUGAGCUUCAACUCACCCCGUAGACAAUCCAGUCCCACCGAGAGUUCGGAACAGGACUUCAAGUACCCUCCCGACUGGGUCAACCCGCAGCCGUUCUACGACUUCUGGACCAAUUUCUUGGAGACACAGAAGUCGGCCAUGCCCGAACACAAUAAAAGGAUGAACCUUGUCAGCGAGGAGUUUGAAGAGCCUCAAGUCAAGUUGCCAGUGAGGACAGUUCUGCACAAAUCAGGGAUCUAUCCGAAUAAACGGAAGGCGCCCCAGCCGCGAGGACCAGCAUACUAUAUGUCCAAUAAACGCGCCAGAAUUCACUGA